AUGAGAAACACAAUCUUUGGACUGUUUACCCUAGCGACUGCCGUCGUAGGGAGAAGUUGCGGGUCUCGCCCAACGACGACAACAACAACCCCCCAGCCUCCGGACAGUACACCCAGUCCUCCCAUAGUCAAGCCGUCGGUUGAACCUUGCAAGCUUCCAGGACGCAGUGAUGUUUAUUCGAGCGUCGGCUUCGAUUUACCCAACGACUGUGUCUCCGGAACCGGGACGUUGAACGCCUUUAUGAUAUUUGUCGAUUUUUCAGAUGCACCAGCGCCUUCCAAUGAUCCACCAUCAAACCUACGCGAUUUCUUAGAGCCAGCAGCCGAGUGGUAUUCCAAAGCCAGUCUCGGUGCCCUGUCACUUAAUGUGACCGCAGAUGUUUCGCGUUAUUACCGUAUGCCUGCGUCCGCGGCCUCAUAUCACUGGGAGACUGGACUUACCUAUGCAGAGCAUCAAGUCUACAUCCAAGAUGCUCUUCAGGCCUACACAGCUAAUGGUGCAAACCCACCACUACCGGAGACAGAGAUCCUCUAUGUUGUGCCGACUCGAGCUGCCAGUGGAUACAUCACCAGAUCGAUUGCUUUCAAUGGCCGCACCAAUACACGAGAAGGGGUUUACGUAGCCAAAAGGGCCAUCACCUUCGGUACAGACCUUUUCAACAGUUGGGGAUAUCAGACAUUGAAUCAUGAGAGUGGACAUGCAAUGUGCCUCCCAGAUUAUUAUCCUUACGCUGAUGGAUCAGAUACACGUGAGUAUGUCGGUGGUUGGAGCGCGAUGGGUUUCCUCGGCGGCCCCGGCGUGGACUUUUUUGCUUGGGACAAAUGGAGACUGGGCUGGAUCAAGGACGAAAAUGUCGACUGCGUGUCAGCUAAGGGAACCACUCAGCACACCCUUACACCGAUCGAAGUCAAAGGUGGUACCAACGCUGUUGUCAUCGCCCUCAGCCAAACGACAGCCGUCGUAGCUGAAGCUCGCGCUGCCGAAGGCUUGGACAGCAGCAUUUGUGCUUCUGGUGUGUUGUUAUAUAAGAUUGACACGACUGUUGCCUCUGGCAGCGGGCCCAUCCGGGUGAUAGAUACAAAGCCUUCUAGCGGCGGCUGCAGUGGAAACGAGCUUAACGACGCGCCGCUAUCUUUGGGCCAAACACAGAAGCCGUACGAUUCUUACGAAAUACCAGGCUUGGGAGUUAAUGUCAAGUUGACCUCCGAAACCGGAGGGGAGUAUAGGAUUACCGUCGAGUACUCGUAA
Molecule: messenger RNA, 1248 nt
Organism: Clonostachys rhizophaga
Lineage: Eukaryota; Fungi; Ascomycota; Sordariomycetes; Hypocreales; Bionectriaceae
Source: the annotation of a GenBank genome assembly